UUAGGCCGCGACGCGCUCCCUGCUAGGCGGCGGUGUAGCUGCAGCCGUAGAGUCUGUAGCGUUAGCUUUUGCUGCGGCAGUAGGCGCCGCCAGUAGCGGGCCGACGGAGGGAAGGAGGGGACCCGCUCCUGCCCGGAACCACAGGGUCGGAGUUCCCGCCGCGCUCUCCCGCUGAGCCCCCGCGGCAGCUACGCAGCGCCCUCGCGCUCCAGCUGCCGGGAGAGAAGUUGGGGUCCAACCUGACGCUUAUAGGGCCCAGCCCCGGCGCCGCCCGGAUCCCCGAGGAGCCGACUGCCUGCGCGCCGCCUCUCCGGGGCCACACACCAGGUUUCCAGACACACAGGAUGGCUAAACACUAAUGGGAAGAGAGGCAUAAAAUCUAUCUUCUUCCAUUAUGGAGGCAGGCUUAACAGAUGGAGAACCUGACCAAACUUCGCUUGUUGGUGAUAGCAAAGAUAUCCUGGGGCCAGCAACUGUUGUAGCAAACAGUGACGAAUCUCAGCUUCUUCUGACACCAGGAAAGAUGAGUCAACGCCAAGGCAAAGAAGCUUCUCCAACACCAACUAAAGAUUUGCAUCAGCCAUCUCUCAGUCCAGCAAGUCCUCACAGCCAGGGUUUUGAAAGAGGGAGGGAAGAUAUUUCUCAAAAUAGAGAUGACUCUUCACUUUCUAUGUCAAAGAGCAAGUCUGAAUCUAAACUUUAUAAUGGUUCGGAAAAAGACAGUUCAACUUCAAGUAAGCUCACCAAAAAAGAAUCUCUUAAGGUGCAAAAGAAAAAUUACCGAGAAGAAAAGAAAAGAGCCACGAAGGAGUUGCUCAGUACAAUCACAGAUCCUUCUGUUAUUGUUAUGGCUGACUGGUUAAAGAUUCGAGGUACUCUGAAGAGCUGGACCAAGUUGUGGUGUGUGUUGAAACCUGGGGUAUUACUGAUCUAUAAAACCCAAAAGAAUGGUCAGUGGGUUGGAACUGUUCUGCUGAAUGCCUGUGAAAUCAUUGAACGUCCAUCAAAAAAGGAUGGCUUUUGUUUCAAACUUUUCCACCCUCUGGAGCAGUCUAUUUGGGCAGUGAAGGGUCCAAAAGGUGAAGCAGUUGGAUCUAUCACUCAGCCCUUACCUAGCAGUUAUUUGAUCAUCCGAGCUACUUCAGAAUCAGAUGGAAGGUGCUGGAUGGAUGCUUUGGAGUUGGCUUUGAAGUGUUCUAGUCUUCUUAAACGCACAAUGAUCAGGGAAGGAAAGGAACAUGACCUGAGCAUUUCAUCAGAUAGCACUCAUGUGACUUUGUAUGGUUUAUUACGUGCUAACAAUCUCCACAGUGGUGACAACUUCCAGUUAAAUGACAGUGAAAUUGAACGACAGCAUUUUAAGGACCAAGAUAUGUAUUCUGAUAAAUCUGAUAAAGAAAAUGAUCAAGAACAUGACGAGUCAGACAAUGAGGUGAUGGGGAAAAGUGAAGAAAGUGAUACUGAUACAUCAGAAAGGCAGGAUGACUCAUACAUCGAACCUGAGCCCGUGGAGCCUCUAAAGGGUACCACUUACACAGAGCAGAGCCAUGAAGAACUUGGAGAGGCAGGUGAGGCUUCUCAAACAGAGACCGUGUCUGAAGAGAACAAAAGCCUUAUCUGGACAUUGCUGAAACAAGUUCGUCCAGGAAUGGACUUGUCCAGGGUUGUUCUGCCUACGUUUAUUUUGGAACCUCGUUCUUUCCUGGAUAAACUUUCAGAUUACUACUAUCAUGCAGACUUCCUGUCUGAGGCUGCCCUUGAAGAAAAUCCUUAUUUCCGUUUGAAGAAAGUAGUGAAAUGGUAUUUGUCAGGAUUCUAUAAGAAGCCAAAGGGACUGAAGAAACCUUAUAAUCCUAUACUUGGUGAAACUUUCCGUUGUUUAUGGAUCCAUCCCAGAACAAACAGCAAAACUUUUUAUAUUGCUGAACAGGUGUCUCAUCAUCCACCGAUAUCUGCCUUUUAUGUUAGUAACCGAAAAGAUGGAUUUUGCCUUAGUGGUAGUAUCCUGGCCAAGUCCAAAUUUUAUGGAAACUCAUUGUCUGCAAUAUUAGAAGGAGAAGCACGGUUGACAUUCUUGAAUAGAGGUGAAGACUAUGUAAUGACAAUGCCAUAUGCUCAUUGUAAAGGAAUUCUUUAUGGCACAAUGACACUGGAGCUUGGUGGAAUAGUCAAUAUUACAUGUCAAAAAACUGGAUACAGUGCAAUACUUGAAUUUAAACUAAAGCCAUUUUUAGGGAGUAGUGAUUGUGUUAAUCAAAUAUCGGGGAAACUUAAAUUGGGAAAAGAAGUCCUAGCUACUUUGGAAGGUCAUUGGGAUAGUGAAGUUUAUAUUAAUGACAAAAAGACUGAUAACUCAGAGGUUUUCUGGAACCCAACUCCUGAUAUUAAGCAAUGGAGGUUAAUAAGGCACACUGUAAAAUUUGAAGAGCAAGACGAUUUUGAAUCAGAGAAACUCUGGCAACGAGUAACUCGAGCCAUAAAUGCCAAAGACCAAACUGAAGCUACUCAAGAGAAGUAUGUUUUAGAAGAAGCACAAAGACAAGCUGCCAGAGAUCGGAAAACAAAAAACGAAGAGUGGGCUUGCAAGUUAUUUGAACCAGAUCCAGUCACAGGAGAAUGGCAUUACAAGUUUUCAGAUACUCGACCAUGGGACCCACUUAAUGAUAUGAUACAGUUUGAGAAAGAUGGCAUUAUCCAGACCAAAGUGAAACAUCGUACUCCAAUGGUUAGUGUCCCAAAAAUGAAACAUAAGCCAACCAGACAACAGAAAAAAGUGGCAAAAGGCUAUUCCUCCCCAGAACCAGAUAUCCAGGACUCAUCUGGAAGUGAAGCUCAGUCUAUAAAACCAAGUACACGAAGAAAGAAAGGGAUAGAACUGGGAGACAUUCAGAGUUCCAUCGAAUCUAUAAAACAAACACAGGAAGAAAUUAAAAGGAAUAUUAUAGCUCUUCGAAAUCAUUUAGUUUCAAGCACGCCUGCUGCGGAUUAUUUUCUGCAGCAGAAAGACUACUUCAUCAUUUUCCUCCUGAUUUUACUUCAAGUCACAAUAAACUUCAUGUUUAAGUAGGAGUUCUGCACGGUUGAAUCACUGACCUGGGAAGAUCAGAUUUAGUCUGGGACCAAUAUUCAAGUUGAUUUGGUCUUACUAAAUAUCACAAUAUUUUUCAAACAAAAAUUAAAGAGAUAAAUGUAGUGGUGUCUACCUUUCAUAUCCUUUACCUGAAACAAGAGCUAUUCAAUUUUGUUAAAGUGAGCUAUGUGUGAAGUGCCAGGACAUUUCUAGCUUUUCUGAGAAUGCGUCUACAUGUGAGUAUAAUAAAUUCACAUGUACACACAGUGUCUCUAACGUACUCUUACCUGAUAGUAGUCUUUGUAUUCUAUAGUAUGUUCUAAGAUAGAAUUGUUAGCAUUGUUUGUAACAAAAAUGCAAUCAAUCCUAUAAAUAUAUGUAUAGUAACCUACUUUCAUUAUAAAACAGGCACAAAAUUUUAUGAAGGAAUUACAGACUGGGAAAUGAUGGAAUAAUAGACAUAAACAAUUCAAUACAGUGUACUAUCAAAAUCAUUUCCAAAGUACCCAGCUCGGUUUUCUUUCUUUCUUUUUUUUUUUUUUUUUUUGGUCCUGGGAAUCGAACUCAGGACCUUGCUGAGCUUUAUCCCCAGCCUUUGGUUGUCUUUUUAGAAACAGCAAAAACAAAACAAAACAAAAAAAAUGACAAAUGGUCAAAAUUAAUAUACUGAGACAGGUGGAAAAUUUUUUUAAAGUUUACACAAAAUUUUUGACCUUUAUAAUUUAGUAUUUGUAGAAACAUAUAUAUAUAUAUGUACUUAUGUGUAUAUCAAUACAAAAAUUAUUAUGUAGUACUUGCACCUGUUAAUACCACAUUAAGCACUUACUGAAAAGUGUGGUCAAAAUUAAUUGCUGUCCUUUUUUCUCACUUUAAGUCAGCAUAGGCCAAAUUCUAGAGAUGCUUAUAGGACAUAUAAAAACUGAUACUUCAUAUUUUUUCUUUGUGAAAACUUCUACCAUUGAGUCCCUAAUGUAUUCAAUAAAUAAGUAGAAUAGAAAAUGUUAUAAUCAAUGUGUUACUUCAAAAGCCAAAAGGAGAAUGACAAUAAAAGACACUGGGUGAUGCUCUUUAUGUGUACAUUAAAAUUGCUUCCCUUAAACUGUACAAUGAGUGGAGCACCUAAGAACAUCAAGUUGAAGUUUAUUUAUUAUCCCUGUCUGUUCUUAGAACUUCAUUCUGUGGCAAAACAAUUCUUUAAGAUUCCUUUUCUUCAAGCUAAGGCAAAAUUUCUUCCUACUUAUUUUUUUCAAAUUUUUCAGUUAAAUUUUUGACUUCUUGUUUUCACAUAAAUACAGUUCUUAAAAGCUGAUUUUUCAAAAACUGUUAAGUUUAGGAAUAUGUUGUCCUAAAGUAUAUCUUUGCAUCCUAGAGGUAGAAUUUUGAAAUGAUUUUUAAAAUGAAAAUGAAUAGUAGAGAAUUACUUCAGCUACUUCUGCCAUCUCACAGAAGAGACUGAGAUAACAGUAAAAUUACAGUCAAUUCUUCAUGCCAUGGUAAAUAUAAAGUCAAGGGGUAUUUGCUACAUUGUGAAAGUUGAAAAUAAGAAAAUCUGGUUUUUUUUUCUUACUAUUGCUAUCUUAAAUAUCCUUACGAUUGUAUAAGCACUGUUUCCCAUGUAAGGUUAGCAAAAACAACAGUCUGUAUUCCAUGUGUACAAGUGAAAAUAAUGUUUAUAUGGAUAACAGCAUAAAUAAGAUAUAACUGUAUCCAGUAUUUUCAUGACUAUCUUAGAACAGGUGGAUUUUUGGGUUUAUUUCAUAUUUGUCAAUUUUUUUUGUAUUCAUAUUCUAUUACCAACAGCCUAUUCAUUGGCAUAUUUUGUAAAUAUUGUAUAUUUUGACUUUUUAUAGUUUAAAUUAGUAUUAAUUUAUGUUAUAUAUAGCUUGAUUGGCUGAUUACAAAAAUUAUUUCAUUUCUAAACCCUAAAAAUAGUUUUUCUAGUUAACCUGCUUUAGGGUUUUGGUAUUAUCCACUUGUAUGCUUUCUUUUGGUCUGAAUGGUGUUUCAUUUGUAUGGAUCUCUUCUAAGGCUGGAAAGAUAUUUCCUUUAUUUUUUAGAUUUCUUUGUAGGGUACAUGUUAUAGGUUUUUAGCCAGAAGUCAAAAAAUAAAGAGCAGGGUUAUUUAUAACUUUAUCCUACACUGAAAGCAUAUAGCUAAUCUAAUAAUCUUCUUAUGCUUUUAGUUAUAUAAGUUCCUAUGAACUGAACAUAAAACUCAGGAAUUGGUGGCUUUAGAUCAGAGCUUGUAUUAAUUUCAGUAUGUGAAUCUAAAACACAUAAACUUGUAUUUAGUCAUAAGUUUUUUACUUUGAAAGUUCCCUACUUGAGAGUAAUCUUCCUUCACACAUUGGUAAUGUGAUCUACAAUUUCCAACUAUCUCAGAUCCUCAUGAUGGUUUAUAAGAUUUGUGACCUUAUCAAAAAAUUCUUACAGGAAAGUUUAGAUGAGUAAUAGUUACUGACACAUGCAUUUUUGUUUUAUUGUUAAAUGUACUCAGUCUUCAGUUAGUGAGAUGUUGCUGGAAAAGAUAAUAGGGCAUAUGAAAUAUAAGUUACAGCAAUAGAUAUUUUAUUUGUAUUUCUUGUCAGUACUUUUUGUGUCACUUAUAAAGGUACAGUAUAUUUUUUGUCACAGUUUAGUUGACAACUGCAUUCCAUUAAAAAGUUGGCCUUGUGAAAUACAACCUUCAUUUAAUAUUCAUGCUUUUGUGCCUUUAAGAAAAUAUUUUUUGUCAUUUUUGUGUUACAGAACUGAAAUGUGAUUCAAAGUGUUUAUAGUUUUGUCAUAAAAGGGUCAUUUCUCUUUGUCUAUUUCUUUAAAAUAUGUAAAGUAUAUUUAAAUAGUAAUGCUGUACUUUUAUAAGAGUUUGUUUACCUAUUUCAAAUAUAUUCUUACUCUAAGACAUUGAAGUAGACUUGUCAGAUUAUUCUGAGCAUUGUAAACAGUGCCUUUUUGAUGGAAUUCACACUGUUUUGGAUGUCAACUUGUGCCAUAUACACAAAACUUUGUAGAAGGCAGUUUUAACUUUUUGAAGAAUAUCUUCAUCAAAUUCAAGAAAAAAAAUGUAAAAAAUUCCAUUUUUCUAUUGUUUAGCAUUUCUAAUGAGCAGUGAAUAGUUUUUUGACAUACAGUGACGAUGGCAUUAUUGAUGAGCCAUACAUGAGACUGCAGAUUAUUUUGAAUUAUGUUAAAUGUACAGAAAUAAAUAACAUUUAUAAAAUUUUGCAAUCUGAACCAAUGGGGAAAUCCCGCAGAAAUGCUAAGUUUACAUUUCAACUUCUAUCUUAUUUGAGUAAGUGUAAAAAAAAAGAAAAAAGGUUCUUUAAAAUGUAUAACCUGCCACUAUUAUGUAAUUUGGUUUCAUUUUGUUGUACCUAUCAUGUGAGUUCAGUAUAAUUUACUUUUUUUACUCUUAGUAUACUAUUUUUGUUACAGUUUUUAACUGAGGAUGGACUGUUAAAAUUACACAGGACCAGUGUCUUAUUAAUAGAAUUAAUGUAUUUUGAAAAGCCACAAGAAACCCAUGACAAAAUGAAUGUGAAUAUACUUUCUAAAACAUUUAGGGAAAAUUUCUUUUCACAUUUAUCAUGUAAUAAUUACUUUAGUAUGACAAAGUUGAAAUUUUUCAUUUAAAGAAAAUUGCCAUGAAACAUUUAAACUGAUGAGCCACAGAACUUGUUGAAAUUUUUUCACUUUUUAGCAUGCUAUACAUUUAAGUUUAAAUAUCCUGUUUAAUGGCCAUUUUUAAAUUCAAGCCCCACCACUGGUUGGUUUUGUAUGAUAGACUGAAAUUAUGUUAUCUGCAGUGUAAGUAUAGCACACUGUCAAUUUUUUUUCCUUAAGGUGCACAGUAAAUGUACAGAUAGUCAUAGGCUACUGUUUUGUAAUGUAUUACAUUUCUAAUCUGUUAUUCCUAACCUGUUAUCAAUGUUUGCAGAGAGAAAACAAUUGAAUUUUUCUAAUGAUCUGUAAAAUUAUGUUAACUUCUACAUGUAGGCAUUCUAAAUAAAAUUUUUAAAAACAGCAAA
Cavia porcellus (domestic guinea pig) is the source of this 7098-nucleotide messenger RNA. RefSeq names its product oxysterol binding protein like 8 (gene Osbpl8). The record is from RefSeq and is a predicted model, not a curated record. NCBI's taxonomy places the organism in Eukaryota, Metazoa, Chordata, Mammalia, Rodentia, Caviidae. The transcript is spliced from 24 exons. Gene Ontology annotation, molecular function: cholesterol binding. Gene Ontology annotation, cellular component: intracellular membrane-bounded organelle; cytosol; membrane. Bases 395 to 3067 code for a protein of 890 amino acids.